Molecule: messenger RNA, 954 nt
Organism: Branchiostoma belcheri (Belcher's lancelet)
Lineage: Eukaryota; Metazoa; Chordata; Leptocardii; Amphioxiformes; Branchiostomatidae
Product: transmembrane protein 56-B-like
Exons: 6
Coding region: 11-778 (255 amino acids)
Biological process (GO): lipid homeostasis
Cellular component (GO): endoplasmic reticulum; membrane
Source: RefSeq, a predicted model, not a curated record
CCCCACCACCAUGGCACUCCCGACGAUAUACGUCAUCACAGUGGCGGUUACAGCUGUGACCUUGGGGAUCAUCUGUCUUCUCGUUGCCCCUCGGCUUCUCCGACGAUUUGUCCCGAAGUAUGCCGAGCUGCCGAUCAGCACGCGAGUGGAGUUCGACACGAGAGUGAUGUCUGUCUGUCACUCCACUGUUGUUGGUCUACUGUCCAUAUUUGCCGCCCUUGACGUAGACUCUACCAAACCAGAUAUUAUAAGAUAUGAUUCGUUUCUGGUGAAACUCAACUGCGCCAUUGUUGUGGGAUACAUGGUAAUUGACACGCUGCUGCUGUGCCUCUUUUGGAAGCACAAGGGAAGUGUGCUGUUCUUAUUCCACCACAUCGUGGCCACCUGGGUCCUGCUGACCUUUCUGGUCUACAACAAUCUGCCGUACUUUGCCAACUCUCUGCUCAUUAUGGAAGUGGCGAAUCCUUUUAUGCAUUUGAGAUGGAUGAUGGGGAGACUGGAGACCCCGAAGACUUCUCUGAUAUACGCCGUGAACCAGUUAACCGUGACGGUUUUGUUCUUUCUGUUCCGGCUUGCCAACGCCGUUUUGUACUGGAAGUACACUUACGUCAUUCUGCAAAAGGAAGAGUAUUAUGGGCUAGAGCUCACCACCAUAUUUGGGCAUCUACUUGGUGGGGUGAUCUUUCACCUGAUGAACGUUUACUGGUUUUGGAAGAUCUGGAAAGGAACAGUCAAGAUGGCAAAACACUUUCUGGCCGUCCAAAAGAAGUUGACUUAGCGAUCCUUUGAAUUUUAUUCCUUCUAAAAAUGAGUUAAUUCGUUUGAUUUUUCACAUCCAGUUUUAAAUUUUUAUGAGGUGAGAGAAACAAGAGGAAUGUUGAUUUUAGUUCUAUCUUACUGUGUAUAUACAAUUUAGGAAAUAAAUAUGUUAAAUGUUAUGUAUGAUUAAGGAUG